UAUAGACAUGGAGAACCAUAUUUUAAUCCUUGACCAUAUAUGAAAAACGUGAAGACUCCAUGAGAAAAUUUGAAGUGGUCUGAGGCUGAGUCUAAACCGCCGUGCCGGCGGCCUGAAAGAGACAAAUCCCAUCACUCCCAACGGUGCUCGUAAGUAUCGAAGCGGCAUUAAGUAAAUGUCAUUUCCUUUAAACAGAGAACCCAAAACGGCCAACAAUUCCCAUUUCACAUUUAUUUAUAUACAUAAACUGUUCGAAUCCCAUUAGCAUCAAAACAAAGCUGGGUUUGGAAAAUGGGAGAUUGGGGGCCUGUUGUUAUAGCCGUAGUACUGUUCGUAAUUCUGAGUCCAGGUGUUCUGUUUCAGCUGCCCGGAAAUAACAGAGUCGUGCAGUUCCUCAAUAUGCAGACCAGCGCCAUCUCCGUCUUCGUCCACACCAUCAUCUUCUUUGGUCUCAUCACUAUCUUUGUCAUCGCCAUUGACGUUCAUAUUUCCUCUGGCUGAAACCAAAAACUCCCCCUUUUCUUCUUUCUUUAUAACCUUCCCUCUUCUCUCUGUUUUUCGUUCUUGUUGUCUCUCCGUUUUUCUUAAACUUCUCUUUCCCUUAUUACAAUCCCAUAAAUCUAAACCUAUAGUCUGAGUACAUAUGGAUGCCUGUUGAUUAGUUUCGGUUCAAAUAGUGUUCUACAUUCUUGCUCACAAUGCAAAGUAACCAUUAUAAGUACUAAUUUUAAAUUCAGGUUAGUGUUGAGGGGUCAAGGAAUCUCCUCUAUCUUUAUGUUCUGUGUUGAUUCUUUUGUUUGAGAGAUGUAGUCUUCCGGCUUUUAUGUAUUAUUGUUGUGCGUGAGUUCAGAAUUAUGUUUUCCUUCUCUGCCUAUAUAGGGCGUUUCAUCGUGUAAUCAUUUAUGGAAAAAUGAGUGGGAAACAGAAGGGUUUCUCUUCGUUUUACAAUUUUCCAUCUUUGAUUUAUUUUUAAUAAUUUGUUUAGUACCACUCACAUGUGGUAAGCAUGCAAGCCCGCAUAUGGUCGGCUAUUCGUGCCCCCGGGCAGUAUGGGCACUAAUUUGUCGGGCGAGGUCGAGCAUGUAACGUCGUGUGUUUAAAUGGACAUCUUUAAUCAUUAGUAUAAGAAUAAUGAAUCUAAAAGAUGCACCAUCUUUAAGAUGACAGAUUGAGGAUGUUUACAUUCGAAAAAAAUUAACAAACUUCACAUUGUUAGACCUUCAAACUUUGCUAGUAUGUAUGUGUACACUUAUAUACCAUAGCAAAUCAAAUGAAUCUACAUUAGUCAAUUAAUUUUGUAACUUCAAAAUAUAU
Messenger RNA from Benincasa hispida (wax gourd), 1314 nucleotides. RefSeq lists its product as uncharacterized. NCBI's taxonomy places the organism in Eukaryota, Viridiplantae, Streptophyta, Magnoliopsida, Cucurbitales, Cucurbitaceae. The record is from RefSeq and is a predicted model, not a curated record.